CCAAUUUGUUUUGUUGCAGAUUGUUCUCCGGCGCUUGGAAGAGAGACGUCCCUUUGCAUCUGCCCCGUGACAAAAAGACCUAAAACUUCAGUUAAUUUGUGAAGAUGCAGAUCUUUGUGAAGACCCUAACUGGCAAGACCAUCACCCUAGAGGUGGAGCCCAGUGACACCAUUGAGAAUGUCAAGGCCAAAAUCCAGGACAAGGAAGGCAUUCCCCCUGACCAGCAGAGGCUGAUCUUCGCUGGCAAGCAGCUGGAAGAUGGGCGCACCCUGUCCGACUACAACAUCCAGAAGGAGUCGACCCUCCACCUCGUCCUCCGUCUUCGUGGAGGCAUGCAGAUCUUCGUGAAGACCCUGACCGGCAAGACCAUCACCCUGGAGGUGGAGCCCAGUGACACCAUUGAGAAUGUCAAGGCCAAAAUCCAGGACAAGGAAGGCAUUCCCCCUGACCAGCAGAGGCUGAUCUUCGCUGGCAAGCAGCUGGAAGAUGGGCGCACCCUGUCCGACUACAACAUCCAGAAGGAGUCGACCCUCCACCUCGUCCUCCGUCUUCGUGGAGGCAUGCAGAUCUUCGUGAAGACCCUGACCGGCAAGACCAUCACCCUAGAGGUGGAGCCCAGUGACACCAUUGAGAAUGUCAAGGCCAAAAUCCAGGACAAGGAAGGCAUUCCCCCUGACCAGCAGAGGCUGAUCUUCGCUGGCAAGCAGCUGGAAGAUGGGCGCACCCUGUCCGACUACAACAUCCAGAAGGAGUCGACCCUCCACCUCGUCCUCCGUCUUCGUGGAGGCAUGCAGAUCUUCGUGAAGACCCUGACCGGCAAGACCAUCACCCUAGAGGUGGAGCCCAGUGACACCAUUGAGAAUGUCAAGGCCAAAAUCCAGGACAAGGAAGGCAUUCCCCCUGACCAGCAGAGGCUGAUCUUCGCUGGCAAGCAGCUGGAAGAUGGGCGCACCCUGUCCGACUACAACAUCCAGAAGGAGUCGACCCUCCACCUCGUCCUCCGUCUUCGUGGAGGCAUGCAGAUCUUCGUGAAGACCCUGACCGGCAAGACCAUCACCCUAGAGGUGGAGCCCAGUGACACCAUUGAGAAUGUCAAGGCCAAAAUCCAGGACAAGGAAGGCAUUCCCCCUGACCAGCAGAGGCUGAUCUUCGCUGGCAAGCAGCUGGAAGAUGGGCGCACCCUGUCCGACUACAACAUCCAGAAGGAGUCGACCCUCCACCUCGUCCUCCGUCUUCGUGGCGGCAACUAAACAAAUUUUAAGUCCAGUGAUCAAAAUGUUUCCCUAUUCACUUCACUGUCUUCCUCCUUCCCCUCCCCUGUUUCCAUUAAUAAAGUUGAAGCAUUCCUGAAA
Molecule: messenger RNA, 1352 nt
Organism: Scleropages formosus (Asian bonytongue)
Lineage: Eukaryota; Metazoa; Chordata; Actinopteri; Osteoglossiformes; Osteoglossidae
Gene: ubc
Product: ubiquitin C
Exons: 2
Coding region: 105-1250 (381 amino acids)
Molecular function (GO): protein binding
Source: RefSeq, a predicted model, not a curated record